CUUGGUCUCUAUAUGCGUCCACCUAACCACCUCAAACAGAUUAAGAGAAGGAGGAAGAGGCUACAGAUGGACUUUGGAUUGGACUCCCGAGCUCAGGGCCCGGUAACAGUCGCUGGCCUGCCCCAGCCGACAGUCGACGUCGAAGCGGUCUGCCAGCCUCUGACCAUGAACAUGGUACCAGACAUCACCGUUUUACCUCAGCUUACAUCGCCAAUGCCAGACUUGCAAUCAGACCACGCGGAUCUCACUGUCGAAGGCUUCUUGCGCAGAUCAGCCCAGAAAACGUGUUCAAGUCAGAAGAAGAAAGCCAAGCUUACAAUAAUCCAGCUCGAUAAGAAGACUUCUGGGCCGAACCGGACCACAUACAAAGCCAAGAGAGGACGUAAAGUGAAGCUACCAGCGCGGACGAAGGCGAAGGUCGCUGUCCGCGGGACUAAGCCACGAAGGAAAACACGCCUGGCAGAGGCUUUAUCGCGAGCUGCCAUCUUGACUCAUGGAGAUCCAUCAGAGGCUAUACAAGACUCCAGCUCGCUCCGAAGAAACUGUCGCCCAUUAGCUUUCGUGACCAUGAACAAGUUCUGCAGUCCGCAACGGAGGGCAACAGAGGAUGACGAUACUAUCCUCGACCCGGAUUCCAAAAACGAAGAUGGCGGCCCACCAGCUAACACCUGUCGUGAGCCACGGAAAGGUGUACGUCUGUGCAGACCUCGCGUACAUAAAUCCAGUCGUUUGGAAAGGCCUCGCGAUGGACACCCGCCUUUAGUUUUGGUCCCCGUCAGAGAAGCCGAAGCUGCGUACUCCGCGUUGUUCUCGUAAGUGCGUUCACGCGUGUCGAGGGCAUGCGACAAAGCUCCGUUGCCAAAUACCAGGCAAAAAACUAAUAAGCCGAUAAAAUCAGCCGA
Pisolithus orientalis is the source of this 902-nucleotide messenger RNA. RefSeq lists its product as uncharacterized. The record is from RefSeq and is a predicted model, not a curated record. The coding region runs from base 13 to 816 and encodes 267 amino acids. NCBI's taxonomy places the organism in Eukaryota, Fungi, Basidiomycota, Agaricomycetes, Boletales, Pisolithaceae. The transcript is spliced from 2 exons.